AUGGACUCAGACUACCAUGUAUCACAAGAUGCAGAUGAACAGUUUUACCCAUCCUCUCCACCCAUUCCAAUCAAAUCAAAAUCAACUUCAAAUUUACAUGCACUAAUAGACAAACCGAGUUUUCCAUUUCAUGAUUCCGAUGUAAUAUCCAGCGCAACAACUCCAAUACAUCCAGCGCAUCAUUCUCAUUACGAUAGCAACAACUUGACUGAAUUGAAUCAAGAAGAGAUUAAUAUCCCCCAAUCGUUACAUAGUAUCCCGCCAUUGCCAAGACAAGAAAGUUAUAUCCCUAUAGGUCAAGUAAUUUUACGAUAUUUGGAACGAUGGAUACUUGGAUUAAUUGAAAGACAUAGGGAUGGUCCUUAUUUUUACCCUAUUGCCGUUGCCAUUACGAUAGCUGUUAUAGUAUUGAUUGUGAUACUUGUAUUUACGGGUAAUUUCAAUGCAUUAGUGAGAAUAUUACGACAUUUGAUAUGCGAAUUGAUUCAACUGGUUAGACCAUCAUCUACACUUCAGUUCUGCAAUUAA
Molecule: messenger RNA, 528 nt
Organism: Lodderomyces margitis
Lineage: Eukaryota; Fungi; Ascomycota; Pichiomycetes; Serinales; Debaryomycetaceae
Exons: 1
Coding region: 1-528 (175 amino acids)
Source: RefSeq, a predicted model, not a curated record